GUGCAUUGUUCAAGUCCAAUCUGGCCGUUGAUUGGCAAUUGCCAGUAGCUUCGCCUCUUGGCCGGUACUUACGCUUUGAAGAGCCAGACGAAACCAGGAAACAUGGAUGUCCAGCAGGUCAACUCAAGAGCAAUCCAUGACGAGAUCGAUCUCGAGUCUGAUCACUCUGAAACUUCGAGCGAUGAAAACGACACAAGAGACGGUGGAGAAAGGAGGAACUCGGAACUGCAGGAUGAAAAGCACCAGCCUCAGCCGCAAAUCAACAAUGACUUGGAGCGGCAACAAACAGCAAGAUCCGCGGCAUCCAAUCAAGAAACAUAUCCCGAGGGCGGACUCCAAGCAUGGCUCGUGGUAGCAGGAUCCUGGUUCGCCAUGAUUGCCUCCAUGGGAUUGAUGAACAGUAUUGCCGUCUUCCAGGCCUAUACACUUAGCCACCAACUCAAGGGCACGAGCGAGAGCACCGUCGGUUGGAUUUUCUCCAUAUACACUUGGCUGGCCUUUUUUGGGGGCGUUUAUAUCGGCCCCGUCUUCGACAAAUACGGGCCAAAGUGGCUGAUUGUUGCUGGAUGCGUCUGUACCGUCGGCGCCCUGGUUGGCAUGAGCUUUUGCACCGAGUUGUACCAGUUUAUUCUGUCGUUUGGCGUCCUCGGCGGCCUGGGCACGUCGCUCACCUUCACUCCGUGCAUCGCAGCAGUUGGCCAUUGGUUCAAAGCGAGGCGUGGCUUCGCCACUGGGCUUGCAUCGACGGCAGGUGGUAUCGGAGGCAUCAUCUUUCCCCUCAUGCUCACUGCUUUGUUCGAGCGCAUCAGCUUUGGGUGGGCCACACGAGUCCUUGCUCUGAUAUGCCUGGUGUGCGGUCUUGUGGGCAUAACUCUUGUCCGAUCUCGUCUUCCACCGGCCAAGAACGCAACGGCUCAUCCCGACUUUCGCAUCUUCCGACAGAUUCCGUUCCUGCUAACCACGAUUGGUGUCUUCCUCGUGGAGUUCUCGCUCUUCAUCCCUCUGACAUACAUCACAACGUAUGCACAGUACAAGGGCUUUGAUAGCACGUUUGCCUACCACCUCUUGCCCAUCAUGAAUGCCGGCUCUGUGAUAGGCCGAGCACUCCCGGGAUAUUAUGCUGACGUCGUUGGGGCUUUCAACGUGUGUAUCUUCUCCGUGGUCUUCUCCUUCAUAUCAUGUCUGUGUGUGUGGCUGCCACUGGGGCACACCAAGCCGGGCAUCAUCAUCUUUUCUUUCUUGUUUGGCUUUGGAAGUGGUAACAGCAUUGCCAUUGCACCCGUAUGUAUUGGGCGGAUGUGCAAGACACAAGAAUACGGUCGUUACUAUGCCACAACAUACACUGUUGUGUCGUUUGCAUGCUUGAUAGGCAUUCCUAUUGCUGGAAGCGUUGUGCAAGCGAAUGACGGCUCUUAUACAGGGCUCAUCAUCCUCACCAGCUGCAUCUACAUUGGUGCAGCAGCCAUACUCGUACUGGCCAAGACAUGGAAGCUUGGCUGGAAGAAUUGGCUCGCUGCGUAUUGAACAAGAAGAAGAAAAAGAAGUGAAAAAAGAAGAAGAAGAAGAAAGCAAAUCGUCUUUUGCUGUGCCGUUAUAUGGUUGAUAUUCUCAUUGCAAGCGCAUAUAUCAGGCACAAUCUCGUUUCCCAUCACCCUCCUUUCCAAAACCUGCUUUAUUCAGCAACAGUUGUCAUGGCUCAGUAUACUGAUAGAUAUCCAAAUGGUUCAGCGCUUGUUUUCAUGUUAAUGAGAGAAAUGACGGAGAGAAAAGGAGCGUUUUGACACAAUAAGCUACCGCUUCACGUUCUUCGCGUAUUGGUUUUGUAAAGAAAAGUAAUCAAUGUCAUCUAGGUCGCAUAUAGAAAUAGGGAGAAGCAGCCAGUCCAUAUGUCGAAUACACAGCUGCCGAAUGCUUUUUAAAAUAGCAGCAGUAGCAGCAGUAGCAGUGGCAGCCUAUGCUACAGCUGGAGUACUGAGCAACAUAAUUGGGGUGCUGGAUAGCUUCUCUGUAGAAAUAGUAUAAGAAAUUCGAAACGAAAUGGAAACAGAACAGAAUAAAAAAAAUAAAAAAAAAAUAAAAAAAUAAAAUACUCAAGAUUUGAUUGUUGCUGUUGCAUUGUUCUCCAAUUUUUCGGUGGUAUCAUGGUGCCUAUGACUCCUUUCUGGGCUCUUGUUAUAUCUAAUUGCCGAGUAGAUUCUUCUCCUUCUCCCUCUCAAACGAUGGCUGUUGUCGGUUCUAUUUCUUUUCGCUGUUUGACUUGACAAUAUGCGCGUCGUGAAGUUGUGCCACAGCCGGGAUAAUCAGAGCCUCAAUCUCUUCUUCCGGGUCUCCUUCUGGCGCCUCAUCAGGCCGCAGUGGCCUUCCCUCGGCAUCGCCCCAGCCGCCGUGCCGAGGUACGCGAAGCCAUUGAUCUUGUCGGCCUGGAGCAACAAAGACGACUUCCCAUUUGCGCGUUGAGAGGAGAUUUCCGACAACGAGAUGAUGCUGGUACCGCUC
Molecule: messenger RNA, 2496 nt
Organism: Trichoderma atroviride IMI 206040
Lineage: Eukaryota; Fungi; Ascomycota; Sordariomycetes; Hypocreales; Hypocreaceae
Biological process (GO): transmembrane transport
Cellular component (GO): membrane
Molecular function (GO): transmembrane transporter activity
Source: RefSeq, a predicted model, not a curated record